Messenger RNA from Dovyalis caffra, 234 nucleotides. The record is from the annotation of a GenBank genome assembly. NCBI's taxonomy places the organism in Eukaryota, Viridiplantae, Streptophyta, Magnoliopsida, Malpighiales, Salicaceae.
AUGAAAGCAGCAGCAGCAGCUUGGGAUGAGCAAAUGGUUCUAAGGACGCGAACAAAAGCAAGUUGGCCACUCGUUCUUGGUGGGUUCGGUGGUGGUUGGAAGUUGUCGUGCAGGGUGCAGACCAAGAUUCCGGCAUGGCUGCUGCUUUUUAAUGAUGUGAUGAGUAGGGCCAGAGCAAAACUGGUUUAUGCUUGUGAAUGGAAUCCCCAUGCUGUCGAGGCACUCAAGGCAUAA